Fusarium odoratissimum NRRL 54006 is the source of this 1406-nucleotide messenger RNA. Its product is annotated as alcohol dehydrogenase 1. The record is from RefSeq and is a predicted model, not a curated record. The coding region runs from base 167 to 1228 and encodes 353 amino acids. The transcript has 2 exons. NCBI's taxonomy places the organism in Eukaryota, Fungi, Ascomycota, Sordariomycetes, Hypocreales, Nectriaceae. Gene Ontology annotation, molecular function: oxidoreductase activity; zinc ion binding.
AAUCCAGCACAGCUUUGUGGAACAUAUCAGUGAGUUCGUGGUUCCUGUUAUGUGUCGAAGCUACUAUGAAAAGUGGCAAGUUGUCUCGAAUUCCUGGCGCGUAUUGACGCAUAGAUGCUGAGCCGGCUCACCUUUGCUGAUUUUUAUUCCGAAUAUACUACCAACUAUGCCUGUUAUUGAAAUCCCAAAGGAGCAAUGGGCGCAAGUACUCGAAAAGCCCGGCGGCCUGGUUGUUCAUAAGAAAGUUCCCGUACAUAUGCCAGGUCCCGAUGAGGUCUUGGUCAAUGUAAAGUAUUCCGGAGUCUGUCAUACCGACUUACACGCUAUGAUGGGUGAUUGGCCACUAAAGAGGAAGAUGCCUCUAGUUGGUGGUCACGAAGGCGCUGGUGUCGUGGUCGCCAAGGGUGAGCUUGUCAUGAACAUAGAGAUUAGUGACCACGUUGGGAUCAAGUGGUUAAAUGGCUCUUGUUUAAACUGCACUUUCUGCUUACAAGGCGAUGAGCAGCUCUGUCCUCAGGCUCUCCUCUCCGGCUAUACAGUCGACGGCACUUUCCAGCAAUAUGCUAUUGCCAAGGCGGCACACAUCACCCGAAUCCCUAGCGAGUGUAGCCUGGAAGACGUUUGUCCGAUCCUUUGCGCAGGACUCACCGUUUACAAGGGGCUUAAAGAAUCUGGUGUUCGUCCGGGGCAAUAUGUCGCCAUAGUUGGUGCAGGUGGUGGCCUCGGAUGCUUCGCUCUACAGUACGCUAAGGCCAUGGGUGUCCACAGCAUUGCAAUCGACGCAGGGAACGAUAAAUUCAAGGUUUGCAAAGAUCUGGGUGCAGCAGCUUUUAUCGACUUCCAAGAGUCCUCAGAUAUUGCCGCUGAUGUUAGGGCCGCAGUCCCCGACGGGUUCGGGCCCCACGCUGUCCUCGUGCUCGCAACCCACGAGGCGCCAUUCCAGCAGGCAUACAAAUAUGUUCGAUCACACGGCAGUGUUGUUUGUAUUGGUAUGCCGGGCUAUGCAUAUCUCAAAGCACCAAUCUUCGCCACUGUCGUUCGCAUGGUCAACAUCAAAGGCAGUUAUGUGGGGAACCGCCAGGACGCAGCCGAGGCUAUUGAAUUCUUCCGACUUGGCCAGAUUAAAGCGCCACACAAGCUUAUUGGUUUGAGUCAUCUACAGGAUGUCUAUGAUAUGAUGCUUAAGGAUGAGAUUGUGGGUCGGUAUGUCGUUGAUACAAGCAAGUGAUAUCGGUUUCAAAGUUUUACCAUGAUAGUAUGACUGGUCAAGUUGAGAGAGAUGGCAUUGAAUCACCAUAUUGGCUGGCCACAUCUUUAGCUGGAAAAUCAUUUUACUUCAUAUAGUACUGGUAUAAAUGUUACUGAUUCUCAUACCUGCUAGAGCCUAGCUGCCUUUAAGCCGUGGG